AUGGAUGUGCGUGGGGGCGACAAGUCUUUUCUCGGCCACCCGGGGUUCCAUAUGCGGGAGCCCGACAUCUGCGCCGUCUACCCGACGUGCGCGCUCAUAUGCUGGGACCCGCCGCGCACCACCAACGAGUUGACAGACACCGACCGCAGGAUUCAAUGGUCCUACGUCGUCGAGUGGGGCACAGACCACAGCUUGAACAGAACAUCCGGCUCGGUAACUACAAGUGCCUGUCAUUUCAUUAUGGAAGUGCACUACCCAAACGAGAUCAUCAACGUUCGUAUCAUCGCCCGAGGAAGUGUUCUGAGCGACAUUGUUGCAUUCAGUUCGGCAGUGUGUAAGAUCGAUGCCAGCGUAACAAUCCCAAUGCCAUGGCUGCACAGCACCUCCAUGCGUUGCCGUUGCAUAUUUGAUGGUCUUCUUUUCUCCGCCAAUGGGGCUCAGUGCGUCGAGGCAAUCCCUCCUGGGCGUGGUAUCAUCAAGGCAGAAGUGAGCCACGCUCGUAUGCUCGAGUCUAGUUUCGCCUGCAUCGUGGUUGAGGUCGUCUACGAUGCUCCACCACCACCGAUCCCCUCGUCCAUUGUGCUCUAUUUCGUUAUAUGCUCCAAGGCACUCGUGAAGCAGCGGGAAAGACUGCGCCACUACAGUAUUCAAGAGUUUUUGGAAGAAAAGGAGGCAUGCGCGGUAUUCUGCGGCAUUGGUGAGAUGGGCUCGUCUGCUGCAUUGGCAGCGCAUCUUUUAAUUAGCUCCGUUUCAGAGACAUCUAGAUCCCUACGUAGGCGCAUUUUUUGUCUUGCGUAUGGGUCGCCACGACGCAUGUUUCUUGAGGACUCGCUGAUGCUCGUAUCUUCCUCGGCUUUUAGCGGCAACUUUUUAUACUAUACGAGUCUCCUUCUUACAGCUGAUCCUUUCUGUGGAUAUUCGAAUGCACUGUUUCCCACGCAGGAUGCGAAAGAAGUGGUGAAUAGUGAUGCUGCUGACUUGCGCUUCAAUAUGCCGCUUGGUGUGCGGUGCGGGCCCAUCCUGGAUUUGAAUGAGGGCUGCCACUACUUACAGUCACAGUGCUCCCGUUUGGAGCGACUCAGCGAGGAGGAGUGCCAUGAGCUCCUCGACGUUUCUGGGCACCUUCGUAUUUUGAGCCGCUUGUUGUUACCGGGGGGAGACGCGGUACUUUCCCCCGUGAUCACUGCGGUAACGCACACUGUGGAGGAUGGUACCAUUGUGUCCCUCCGCAUCACGGGUACCAACCUGCAGUACAAACCGCAAAUCUGCGUCUCAUCUCAAAGUGGAUGGCCGGCAGCUGCGUCAGUGACGUCUGUGAGUCCCAGGCAGGUAACAGCAACCUUUUCGUUGGUGGAGAUGGUUGGUCUUGAGUCAUCUGUGCGUCGGAAGCCUUUGCGGCAGCUGCGAGUAGAUGUUGCGUUCCUCACCGACAUCGGCUACACCUCAUAUGAAAAUCACCCAAUCGAGGUUCCCAGUGAUGUCACCAAGCUCCUCUUCCUUGGGUGCAGGAGCAAGCUCUCUCACGCGUGGUUAUUAUCACUGCCGAUGAAUCUUAUCGACAAUGCCAUUGUAGUAGAACCGCUCUUGACUACGCCAGUGACGAAGGACACUCACAAGCCCAGCUUCACACCUCAAAUUUCCACGCAGAUUCUCGGGGCGAUUGCCACUGCAAGCGAGGUGGCGAGUCAUUACGCUACCAAAAAACAGAGUGUGAGCUUGUUCACCUUAGUGGCCAAUGUUGCCGCCAGAGUUUCCAAUUCUGGCCUUCCAACACAGGCAAUGACUCCGAUGCCUAUACGUGUACCGUUCAAGGGUGAGGCAGAGCUGCUCCAUACUACAAUGGGGGAGUAUGUCAACAGUAAAAAAAGGACCGUGUCAACGCUGCUAUCCAAGCUCACGACGUGGAAGCAGCGUCUGCAGCAAGGACUUCCAUGGCUGAGUGAUUCAAAGUACGGUGGCAAAGUACGCUCGCUCUUGAGUCUCUUUGAAAAUGUACCGCCCCCACGCGAUACCCCACUCGUUUCACUGGAGCUCUCCCUAUUUACUCACAUACUGCGUUAUCUUCGAAAUACGUGUGGGGUAAGCAAUUUGCGGCACUUGACAAGCCUUCAUCAAAGCAUGAGCUUCGAAACAUUUUAUCAGCAUGUGCAUCCCUUGUUCCUCGCUUCUGUUCCAGCAAUUGAAAGUGCCGCUUCAGAUAUUCUAUUGGAGUCAGCCGCAUUGUGGGCGGUUUGCCUCAUUUUCCACCUCCGGUGCUGCUAUCUGUUUACACACAUAGUCGCUGUGACGGGAUGCCCCGGCAGUGGGUGCUCAACGAUGUGCAAUACUAUCACGCGCCUGAGCGCCGAGCAUAACUACCGCUUCAAAUGGAGUCAGCGCGUGCGAAGUGUUGUCAUUCGUCGUGCCGCGGAGUGCGAACUCGACGACUUGAAGGAGGUACUCCUCCUUGGACUGAGUGUCACCGUCAUCGUCGUUGGCGAGUUUGCCGACAUCAAGGGAUUUGGAUACAAGGCGACGUGGAGCUCCAUCAAGCGUUCCAUGCGCAGCGCUAAGAAUCAGCGACUUGUCGCGUUUCUUUCGAAGGUUGAUGAACUAGUGGAACAGUGCAGCAGCAGUAAUGCUUCCCUAGUUGACGGGGAUGCGGUGCGUAUAUUGUGUGACACGGCUGAGUCUGCGGCGGUGGCGCCAUCGGUAACUGGAGGAGCUGAUAUGCCGAAACGUAUAAUUGCGGUUUCAUUUGCCCCAUCCCUUUCGUUUCUCAAGUCGUCAUCGUUUGUUCGGCAGAGCGGCCUGUCCGCGGAGGAGUUUGCGGAAAAACUAUUGACCAAAUCUUCGUUAGAAGUGCGAAGGAUUCUUCUCCGUAUUAGAAAGAAGAACUUCUGUUGA
Trypanosoma grayi is the source of this 2886-nucleotide messenger RNA. RefSeq names its product Trypanosoma vivax. The record is from RefSeq and is a predicted model, not a curated record. The transcript has a single exon. NCBI's taxonomy places the organism in Eukaryota, Euglenozoa, Kinetoplastea, Trypanosomatida, Trypanosomatidae. Bases 1 to 2886 code for a protein of 961 amino acids.